AUGAAGUGUACUCUGUUUCUCAUCGCCAUAGGUGCAGCCCUGGCAGCGCCGUCUGAAAUAUUCAUGAAGGAGGGUAACAUCUUUUGCUGGGACCUGUGUAGCUUUGAAGAGCCCAAAUGCCCCGACCAGAUGCCUGGGUUCGCGUCGAGUCGCCGCGCUUCAUGCGGGCAGAACUUGUCCCAGGAUUGA
Messenger RNA from Clonostachys byssicola, 189 nucleotides. The record is from the annotation of a GenBank genome assembly. Lineage: Eukaryota; Fungi; Ascomycota; Sordariomycetes; Hypocreales; Bionectriaceae.